CAUCGAGCUAUCUGUGUAUCCGCGAAGUCAUACCUGGUGUUUUAGCGUGGGAUUUAUUUCAGAAAAGUCAAUCGCGAAUUCGUAUCCACCGCGAUAACGUGUAUGAAACAACACCUUUACGUGGAGGCCAAACACUCAGUUGCCAAUAUAGGAGGAGUCUUGAGGAGUCAUUGACUCUAAUAGCUAAGCGAUCGAAAAACCAUGUAUUUGCGCGAAAAUGUUUGAAGUAAAAAAAUCGCGAAAUAAAGUACACGCGAAAUACAAGUGAUUUACAGUAAACUGUUUGGAACUUUUAACCAAAAACCCGAGUUUUUAAUCUUUUAUUUUUUAAGCAUGAAUAAAUACCUUAAGUGUUAUUUAAUGUUUAUUUUUUUUCUUCACGUUUUGUUGUUGUACAGAAAAAAAUGACGACUCCAGAUCAUUCACCUCCAUCAGACUGGCAAGUCGGGAAAACGCUGUCCGAAAGUUUUGACCACUUAUUGACGUCUGGUAUAGGCAGUGACGUCACAUUUAUAGUAGGUGAGGAAAAGAGCAGGGUAUCCGCCCACAAACUGGUCCUCAUUAGCAGAAGUCCGGUGUUCUUCGCCAUGCUGGAGGGUCCAAUGGCCGAGAAAGGGGAGAUAACUAUCCCAGAUAUAUCUACUGAGACGUUCCAGUUGCUUUUAAGGUACCUCUACACAGACAAAAUCGACCUGACAGACAGGACUGUUGUACCAGUGUUUAAUGCGGCCAGAAAGUACUGUGUCAACAUCCUUGUCUCUCUCUGUGAGACAUUUCUGUCGAAGACUUUAACAGCGGAUAAAGCAUGUGCAUUUCUGGAACAGGCGCACGUUGUCAUGGCAGAUAGCCUGCAAGACGUGUGCGUGCAAUUCAUAGUGGAAAACGCUACUGCAAUUCUACAGAUGUUGACCUUUACUGACCUCUGUCUGGACUGUAUAACUAGGGUCACCGAGUCGGACGAUCUCAAAAUCACUGAAAAGAGCGUGUAUGAGGCCGUCAUCAGGUGGGCUGAGGCCGAAUGUUCUCGACAGAAUAUUGAG
Molecule: messenger RNA, 1040 nt
Organism: Pecten maximus
Lineage: Eukaryota; Metazoa; Mollusca; Bivalvia; Pectinida; Pectinidae
Product: BTB/POZ domain-containing protein 1-like
Exons: 2
Biological process (GO): neurogenesis
Cellular component (GO): cytosol; P-body
Molecular function (GO): protein binding
Source: RefSeq, a predicted model, not a curated record